Porites lobata is the source of this 3653-nucleotide messenger RNA. Lineage: Eukaryota; Metazoa; Cnidaria; Anthozoa; Scleractinia; Poritidae. The record is from the annotation of a GenBank genome assembly.
AUGGCUUCGUGUGAGUAUGGGCAGAUUGCAGGAGGAACAUGUGGUUCUAGUGUGGACAAUCCAGAAAAUGUGAAGAGCGUGAUCCUCGCCAAGUGUACAAAAGCCAUACAAGGGCAUCUACGUUCUUGCAACAUUCGAGACGCUAGUUUAGACUCUGAACCAAAGCUGUUGUUGGCACGUGCAGGUACGUAAGGUAGAUGUCUGUAUUAAACAGGCCAUCUUUUAAAAAAAAAAAACAAGAAAGAAUAGACGCAUAAUUUAAAGAAAGGAAAAUAAACGCCUCCCAAUCUUUUUACAUCAAGAAGAAUCGGUGUGACACUAAAACUAAAUGUAAUUUAGCUGCGUCGUGAUCUGAUUCAGACUGUUUUUAUAUUUUGAAAGGUGUCCGCAAAUUUAUCGAAGCAUCACUAGUUUUCCUACGUCUGCAGCCUGUAGAUUUUAAUUAUUGUCCAUAAUUUACACACUAAAUAAAACUGGACGAUGUUCAAGGUUUAGUGACAAGGGUAACGCGGAAAAUGACUUGAAAGGAAGGCUUAAUGAAGCGUGACGCUCAGCACCUGCUUUGAUUGUUUAAUGUCGUGUACUUCUCAUUUUACUGCAUUUCAUAUACAAUUUUUACCCCGUUAAUUAAGGGCCAUGAUUGCAACUUACAACGCUAAAAUAUUUUUAGACAUAUUCCUAAAACACAUAGCGUGUUAUUCAAGAAUGAAUUUUACUGACAAAGAUAUGAGUGAUAAUUAACCCGUGCAGUAGCCGACUUAAUCAAAUUAAGAUCAAUAUCAGAACAUCUGAACUGAGCCAAAACGCAAAAGUAAAAGCCUCCGUGUUUCUCGGCUCAGUAAACACGCAAAAUUUAAACUUAUUCCUGAUCAUUAAUACUUCAGUGCGUUGAGAAGUUUAUUUUAAAAAAAAUAUUAAUAUUGCCUACAUUUAUAAACCAUCUCAGUUUUAUCGCGAGCAUUACAGCCUUGUUUGUUUCACAGGAACUUUACAAAAGUGAGGAACAAAAACUGCUUUUGGGAUGCCUGGACGUCCAAAGAAAAAUUAAAAAUAAAGCUUUGAUUUAUCUUUUGUGCAUAAAUUAACAAUAAACGUGGAAGAAGCGAAUAAAAUGUGAACGACGCUGUGAUAUAUACGCUAAAAAUUGUUAAGUAAAAGGCACCUUACAACCUUUUUUAUCUUUGAAGGGAUUUUUGAGUUAAACGAAAGUCACCUUGAACUAACAAUAUGCCCAAGACAUCGAGACAAAUUUGGCAUUAGAUGGCGUUCAAAUAAGAGGAUAUGCACUGCUCCCAGUGAAUGGUCAUCGCAUGGAACUUUAGUGUCAGGGGAGAGAGGAAUAUCGUCUCUACAUUCCAAGCCACUCUACCAGCAAACCCAAGUGUUGCUUCCUGUAGGCUCCCGUGAGUGUUAAACCUGUAGUGAUAUGUUACAACAUUGCCGGGUUUAGAGCGUAAAAAAAUGGCAGUUUCAAUUUCUUCCACUGCCAUUUUUUGUAUUUUAAAUUCAUAAUCGGAUAUACCCCCGCCUCCUAAAAUCUUUAAAUCAAGAAACGUGUUACCGAACAGUUUCAACACAUAGCUGCAAUAUUUCAAAAACGAAGAGCAUCAUGAGCAAAAACAGAAGCUAUAAGAGUUUGGCACAGAUUUUCUGAGUAAUGUUCUGCAAUCCACUAUUUUUUCCAGAAAUCUGCAAGCACUGCAGGAGAAAGUUGGAAGAAACAACACAGUUAUUAGUAUUUCCCAGCUCAGAAUCGACCACAGAAGCUUUAGGAUCUAACGUAGACAAACCGGAAGAGCAGAUAUCACAAAAUAUCGCACAGGUAGAUAGAGCUAUAUGGUAUAGCUAUGGCAUGAACAUAACAGAUUAUAACCUUGUCCGAGUGGCUUUUAAUAGUUUAAUGAGGUUCAGCAAAAGGCGAGUUUUCCUCCCCUCCACUUUUGAUGAACCCAGCCUCCUUCAUGAUACUACUCCUUUAUAUCAUGUAUUGAUGGGAGAACACUUACAUAUCAUUGCAGUGGUGAUAUCUACGCGGUUAAAAAAGUCAUUCGCUCUACAGCGGCGACAUCGAGUUUAUAUAUUUUUCUGCGCUAACUAGUUCAUUUUCCUUUCUAGAGAAGAUGUGGAGAGUAAAGAAGUUGAAGACAACGUUAGCCAGUCAAUGCACCACCUGACCAUAAGAGACGAAUACUCUCAUCCACAGCUUGACCAAUCAGGACACUACUCCGAGAUCGACACUAGCCUGUAUCAAACGGACUCUCAAGCGAGCAGCAGCAGCGAGAGUUCUAACGGCGAUGAUCCACAAAUUAGUAGUCAAGCAACAAGACGUUCUCUGUUGAACGAUUUCUUACGUUCAUGUAAUGCUCACACAGUCGGGUCAUACAAAAAGCGAUGGGAGGCAGCCAGCGAACGUACUAGAGCAAGCCAUGUGUCAAAGGCGAAGUCAGUUAUUGUUUCUGGCCUUAACGUUAUUGCUCCAGGAGACGCAGGCUACCUCUGGGAGGCCGUGAAAAAAUCUGGCUCAGUCGAGAAGGUACUUGGCAUCGGUGAACGACAAGAAGACCGAAAAUAUCUAAAGGCACUGGCGGAGUCUUACCAAAACGCAUCUACCUGGGAAACAAGGCGUCAGAUAUUAUCAAUCAUGGCAGACCUGAUAACGUUUAAGCGUAUCCUAAACUACAUUCCAGGGAUCACCGAAUACCGGUUCAAAAUGGCGAGACAGCACUCUCUUCAAUAUGGGCGGGGUGCCUUGCCAGCCCGAGCAAAAAGUCCUAGGAUGAGAGUAGAAAAUAAACAGUUGGAUCACUUUUUGACUUACAUAACUAGCCCGCACGUUAUCCAGGAUCUUCCUUUUGGGCAGCGAUAUCUCCGCCUAUCUUCUGGAAAGAUAUUAGAAACCCCAAAUGUCAUUAAGGCGAUGAUCCCUAACAGGCUAGUAAAGCAGUACCAGGCUUAUUGCGAGGAGACGAAUUUCACUCCAUUCAGCCCAACAACAAUGUUAAGAGUCCUGUCUGCCUGCGGGGAGACCGUAAGGAAGUCCUUGCAAGAGCUCGACUACAUUGCUUCGGAUGGCGCGAAAGGGUUUGAAGCUUUGUGUGGAAUAGUGGACCAACUUAAAGAGAGAGGUCUGGACAGAGAGACUGCCAAAAAAUGGGAAAUGUCUCUGAGGGAAGGCAAGCAGUAUCUGAAGGCUGAUUAUAAGGUAUCAGAUACGGUUUAAAACAUGGUUAACUGAAAGUAAACUGGAAUAUAUAACGAACUGCCACGAGACUGGCAAAAUGGCAAAAUCUGUUAACUUUGUCGUGAGGGCUUAAUUAAAUCAGGUGGGUUCUUUUCCAAACUAAUUAUACUAUUGUUGGGCAAGAGAACACCGCUCUCUAUACUGGCGACCGUCUUCGCCUUGCUAGGUGUAUACUUUAUUCUGCCAAAGAUUCAUAUUUUCUAAUUGCUUUAACCAAACUUGGCAAAAAUAUUGCGCGUACAAUAGAUGAAAGCUCAGAAACUUUAAACGGUCACUAAAUUUACUACUUUGUCUUUUUUGAAGGUUCAUGUGUCCGAUCGAGUCCUCCUCGGUUGCAGACCAUUGCAGCGGAUACGCUCUCAGCGAUAGUAAGGACGAUGAACUAAGAUCCCAAUGCUCUCAUAAUCAUUGA